AUGACCGGCGGCAUUCUCAACGAGAGCUGGCUGAGAGGGGUGCAGCAGACGGGGACAGACGGUGUAGUACGCUUCAAGACCAUCUUUCCGGGGUGGUACAAUGGACGAGCCACACACAUUCACCUUUUGGCACACAAUCCUUCCUCUGCUAAGCAACUUCCGAAUCACACAGUUGCUUCUGAGUCGCCUAGCACUCACUCAGUACGCGCUUCUCACGUUGGGCAGAUAUUUUUUGAUGCUACACUGCUAGACCGCGUUGCUGAGACGCAUCCGUACAAGUCAAACGCUCAGUGGCGCAUCAAAAAUGAGGAGGACGCUGUGCUCAUGGAGGAGGGCAACGUUUCUGACCCGAUGGUGCAAUACGUGACGUUAGGUAAUAGUAUUGAGACUGGAAUUUUUGGUUGGAUAGCCAUCGGCAAUGACCCUCAAGUGGAUGUCGAGGUCAAGAUUGCGGCGACCUGGUUUGGAACUUGGGGGCGGAUGUGGAGGAAACUGUGGCACUGA
Messenger RNA from Colletotrichum truncatum, 504 nucleotides. RefSeq lists its product as uncharacterized. Lineage: Eukaryota; Fungi; Ascomycota; Sordariomycetes; Glomerellales; Glomerellaceae. The record is from RefSeq and is a predicted model, not a curated record. Gene Ontology annotation, molecular function: oxidoreductase activity, acting on single donors with incorporation of molecular oxygen, incorporation of two atoms of oxygen; iron ion binding.